GUUGUCGUCAAAAUUUAAGCUAACUUGAUAGAAGCGAAUAGAGUGUUGCCAGUUGGUGUUGUGACAAAGCAAACAAUUGGAAUAGAUUGGUGUGAAUAAAUUUUACAGAAUUUUGAUUCAACAUUAUCUGCAAAUCCUAAAGUAUGUCGCAGGAUAGUAAUCAGAAAAUAAACUUUGCUGAAGCUGGCGAACAAAAUGAUAGCAAUCAAGGUGUUUGUGGUGUCAUAUUGACAUUGUUUUCCAUUGGUAUAGCUGCCUGUACAUUUCCAUUAUCAUUAUUCUUUUGUAUUAAAGUUGUACAGGAAUAUGAACGAGCAGUCAUCUUCAGAUUGGGUCGAUUACUACAUGGUGGUGCAAAAGGGCCGGGAAUUUUCUUCAUUUUACCUUGUAUCGAACAUUAUACCAAAGUUGAUCUUCGAACAUUAACAUUCGAUGUACCACCGCAAGAAGUGUUGACCAAGGAUUCGGUAACAGUUUCGGUGGAUGCUGUUGUUUAUUAUCGUGUACAUAAUGCAACAGUUUCGGUGGCUAAUGUUGAGAAUGCUCAUCAUUCAACCCGUUUAUUGGCUCAAACUACAUUGAGAAACAUGUUGGGUACACAUAAUUUACAUGAAAUUCUAUCCGAUCGGGAAUCAAUCUCGAAUUCCAUGCAGACUGUUUUGGAUGAAUGCACCGGCGCUUGGGGAAUCAAAGUGGAACGUGUAGAAAUCAAAGACGUACGACUUCCCGUACAAUUGCAACGAGCGAUGGCUGCCGAAGCUGAAGCUGCUCGCGAAGCCCGAGCUAAAGUUAUUGCUGCUGAAGGUGAGCAAAAAUCGGCACGAGCAUUGAAAGAAGCGGCCGAAGUUAUCGCCCAAAGUCCAGCAGCAUUACAGCUACGUUAUCUACAAACAUUGAAUACAAUUUCGGCGGAAAAAAAUUCGACAAUCAUUUUCCCAUUACCAAUCGAUUUUAUCAGUCAUUUCAUUCGACCAACUGUUUAACACUUUAUCCGUCCAUUAUUUGUGGAUCAAGUUUCUUCAUUUAUUUAUUUCAAUUGAAAUGUUUUGAAAAU
Dermatophagoides pteronyssinus (European house dust mite) is the source of this 1054-nucleotide messenger RNA. RefSeq names its product band 7 protein AGAP004871-like. The record is from RefSeq and is a predicted model, not a curated record. NCBI's taxonomy places the organism in Eukaryota, Metazoa, Arthropoda, Arachnida, Sarcoptiformes, Pyroglyphidae. Gene Ontology annotation, cellular component: plasma membrane.